Spirodela intermedia is the source of this 645-nucleotide messenger RNA. NCBI's taxonomy places the organism in Eukaryota, Viridiplantae, Streptophyta, Magnoliopsida, Alismatales, Araceae. The record is from the annotation of a GenBank genome assembly.
AUGAUCUCCUACCCGGGCCGGCAACAUGCUCCGGCAGUGAUGAGGGUCAUGCAAAGGGGAGCGGCGGCAGCGGUGCCAAGCUGUGAUCCGCUCUUCAGAUACCUCUUCGGGAGAUGUCCUCCGGCAACUCUUCCUCCCUUUCCCCCUCCCUGCGGGGCCCCUUUUGUUCGCUCCCCGUCUCCCUGCCGCCGCCGACGCCGCCGGCCGCGGCGGCAUUACCCCUCCACGCCGUUGCUCCCGGAUCCAUCUGCUCCACCGGUCGUCCUCUUUAGACCCAUAUCGCCAACCGGGCCACCAACACCUCUACCUUCGACUCCGCCGUAUCUCGUUCUGUCGCCACCACCCCCAUUUAUGCCUCUCCUGCCGCCAUCGCCACCUCUCGUGCCAUCUCCUCCCCUGCCGCUACCAGUCCCGCCACCGCCACCGCCACCCCCGCCGCCGGCAAUCUCCACCCCACCCACAAUGCCCUUCUUUCCUCCUGUCGCUCCGUCGUUCCCCCCACCUCUCGUUCCAUCUCCACCGCCACCGCUUCAAUGCUACUCGGCUCCCCCCGUCCCCUUCUAUCAACCAUUCUUCCCUCCGUCCCCGCCGCCGCCUCCAUUAACAUUGGACUCCCCAUUUCAAGCUCUUCCGCCACCGCCUUAG